GCGCGGAGACGUGAGAGGGAACUCCCGGGGGCUCCCGGAGCCCACGAACAGCAGAGGUGCCAUGGGCCGGAUCACAGAAGAUCUUAUCAGACGGAAUGCCGAGCACAAUGACUGUGUGAUCUUCUCCCUGGAGGAGCUCUCUUUGCAUCAGCAAGAGAUAGAAAGGCUAGAACAUAUUGACAAAUGGUGUCGGGAUUUGAAAAUCCUCUACCUUCAGAACAAUCUCAUCGGGAAGAUCGAAAAUGUUAGCAAGCUCAAGAAACUUGAAUAUUUGAAUUUAGCUUUAAACAACAUUGAAAAAAUUGAAAAUCUGGAAGGCUGCGAGGAACUGGCAAAACUUGACUUGACUGUCAAUUUCAUUGGAGAGCUGAGCAGCGUUAAAGCCCUACAGCACAAUAUCCACCUGAAGGAGCUCUUCCUCAUGGGGAACCCCUGUGCCGACUUUGAUGGCUACCGGCAGUUCGUGGUGGCAACUCUUCAGCAAUUAAAGUGGCUGGAUGGUAAAGAAAUAGAACGUUCCGAAAGGAUUCAGGCAUUACAGAAUUUUCCAGUAAUUGAACGACAAAUCAGAGAGCAGGAGAGAGCUUACUGCCUCUUACGAGCCAAAGACAAGCAAGAGGCUCAGAGGAAGCUUCAAGAAGAGCAUGAGAACAAAGGGAAGGAAAGUCGCCCAGGCCUUGACGGACGCUCGGACACUGACGUCAGUGCUUCUCCCCCGACUUCUGCAGAGAGCAAAGACCCGCUGCAGGCUCCAGGAACACAGGAAAGGGACCAAAACCCAAAGAAGUUAGAUGACAGUGAAGAUGACCUGGAAUUCUGGAAUAAACCCUCCUUGUUUACUCCUGAGUCUAGAUUGGAAACUCUUAGACAUAUCGAAAAACAACGAAAAGACCAAGAAAAAUUAAGUGAAAAGAAGAAGAAAGUGAAAGCACCCAGGACUUUGAUCACGGAAGACGGGAGGGCCCUGAACGUAAACGAACCCAAACUUGACUUCUCUUUGAAAGAUGAUGAAAAACGUAACCAGAUCAUCCUGGACCUGGCUGUGUAUAGGUUUAUGGAUACCUCUUUAAUCAAUGUUGAUGUGCAGCCAACUUACGUGCGAGUCACGGUCAAAGGAAAGCCCUUUCAGCUCGUCCUUCCGGCAGAAGUCAAACCUGACAGCAGCUUUGCUAAAAGGUCCCAGACAACAGGGCAUCUGGUAGUCUGCAUGCCCAAGGUAGGAGAAGUCAUCGCGGGUGGCCAGCGAACAUCCAAGUCUAAGAAAAGUGCCUCGGACAGCGGCCGAGAGCAAACGAACAAAAGAAGCAAGCAAAGUGAGAAACUGGAAGUGGACCCUAGCAAGCACUCCUUCCCCGAUGUGGCUAACAUAGUUCAAGGGGAGAGACACAAACCCAGGAGAGUCCAAGCUGAACCUGCAGUUACACCAAACGAGGAAGACCCGGACUUCGAAGAUAACCCUGAAGUGCCUCCAUUGAUGUGA
This is a messenger RNA of Pteronotus mesoamericanus, 1480 nucleotides long. It is a transcript of the gene DNAAF11, whose product is annotated as dynein axonemal assembly factor 11. Lineage: Eukaryota; Metazoa; Chordata; Mammalia; Chiroptera; Mormoopidae. The record is from RefSeq and is a predicted model, not a curated record. Gene Ontology annotation, biological process: outer dynein arm assembly. The transcript has 12 exons. Gene Ontology annotation, cellular component: cytoplasm. Bases 62 to 1480 code for a protein of 472 amino acids. Gene Ontology annotation, molecular function: protein binding.